Messenger RNA from Cutaneotrichosporon oleaginosum, 473 nucleotides. RefSeq lists its product as uncharacterized. The record is from RefSeq and is a predicted model, not a curated record. NCBI's taxonomy places the organism in Eukaryota, Fungi, Basidiomycota, Tremellomycetes, Trichosporonales, Trichosporonaceae.
CUCGUACUUUCACUCCGCGCCUCUCCUUCGCACUCAUCAAAAUGGCCUCCAUCUUCCGUGUCGCCCGCCUCGCCCGUGCUGUCCCCAUUGUGCCCCGCGUCGCCGUGCCCGCCGCGCGCAGGCUGCACGUGAGCGCGCGCCGCCUCGCGUCCCAGGACCCGUUCGCGCAGGACCCCCGCAUCGUCGAACUCCGCAGCAAGAUUGAGGCGCACGAGGGCGCCAAGCAGGCCAUCAUGCGGCUCGGGCAGCUCAUGCAGGACAAGGGUGUGGACCUCUCCAAGCCCCCCUCCACGAUGCAGGUGAUGAAGCUUGGGAUGGACCCCGAUAUCCGCGAGGCUGGCCAGAACCUCAUGGUGCAGCUCAAGGAGGCCGGUGUGGACAUCAACCCCGAGACGGCGUCGCAGAUCUUCGCGAAUGUGGUCAAGGACGAGCCCAAGGACAAGUAAUCGUAGCAUAUGCACUGUAUCGUUUUG